UCGUGGAGCCGCCGCGCGCCCGUCGCCACGCGAGCCGUCCGCGAGCGGCUGCUCCACAGCCGCCGACCCGCCUUGACGCUCGGAGUUGGGCCGCGUGUCCGCAGUGUGAGUGGCCGCCUGUGACGGGAGGGGCCCGGUCGGAGUGCGUCGGGUGGCGGAGCGACCCAGUGUGAUCGGGAUCAGUCGUGGCGGCGUCCGCGCCUGACCCAGAGCCCGGUGCGCCCGCCGGUGACCGUUAGCGGCAGCGCGCGCGGUCCGCGCGGCGCCGCGCGCCAAACCGCCGCGAAUCGGCGCCGACGGCCAGUGACGGAUCGUGCGCGGGCGGGGACUCCGCCGCCGUCUCCACCGCCGCAGUCUCUGUGCGAGGGGCCACGCCAGCCGCUCCGUGCCCGGGAGAGAGAGCGAGAGCGCGCGCGCACGCGAGCGGGCCCAGCGACCGCCGUCGGAGGAGCCGGUCGUGAGCAGACAGGUGUCGAGAGCGGCCGUCGCCGCCACUGUCGCCGGGCUGUCAGCCGACGCGUGACCCCACGGCUGACCCCGAGUGGUGAGAGGCGCUGCUUUGUUGUGACCGCUGCCCGCCCGCCCGUCAGUGGCCCACAAACCGCCGCGGCGGAGCUGCAGACUGGGAACGCGAGGAUGCAGUGGCGGAGGCUCUGAGGCCAUCAUUGCUCCGCGGCAGCGGUUCACGGGCGAGUCAUGACCUCGACGGAGCUGCGCCGCCCGGUGUACGGCGCCGGCGCCGGCGGCCGCAUACGCGACUUCUCCAGCAUCAAGUCGGCGUUCGAGGGCUCCUCCAAGACGGUGAGCCGCGGCGAGGAAUGGCGCGCCACGGCCACCUCCACGAGCUCCAGCAGCAGCAGCGGCAGCGGCGGCUCGCGCAAGGUGACGGAGAUGGCGACGCUGUUCCAGCGGAGCGGCGGCCAGACGGCGGACAGCUCGCCGCGCCGGCGCGACAGGAGCCUGGAGCGCGACGCUCCGCUCGUCCGCUCCGAGAGCCACCUGGCGCGCUUCCACAGCGCGCGCGCCAUGUUCGAGAGCAUGGCCGAGCGGCCGGUGGAGCGACGCCAGAGCGCCAAGGAGCGUUCGCGGCCGACGUCGCUGUGCGGCGGCCGCGACCGGACGGCCAACGGCGGCUGCAAGGAGCGCGAGCGCGCGAGCGACGGCCUCUCGCCAGACUCCGAGACGGACGGCGUGGCGCUGCUGCGCGACCCGCUAACCAAGAGCGGAUGCGGCGCCGGCGGCCGGUGA
Pollicipes pollicipes is the source of this 1248-nucleotide messenger RNA. RefSeq lists its product as uncharacterized. Bases 697 to 1248 code for a protein of 183 amino acids. The transcript has 5 exons. The record is from RefSeq and is a predicted model, not a curated record. Lineage: Eukaryota; Metazoa; Arthropoda; Thecostraca; Pollicipedomorpha; Pollicipedidae.